GGAAUCAUGAAUGCUCCACCGCAUGACGUAUGUAAAUGGCAAUGGCGUAUUCAUCCUUCUCUCUACCAUUCGGUUGUCUUCUUCUUAGUAAGCAAAAAAAGAAGAAGACGUAAUAGAGAAACUGAAAGAAAAAAGGGACAAAAAUAAAGCUGUCCCGGCAUUUACUCUUGUUUUCUACUAGCUUUCUCUACUUUUCUCGGAUCUUCCGAAAUGUAACCGCUUCAAUGAUAUCUAAGUUGCUGAUUGUAUCACUUCAACAUUGUGUUUCUUGACCUCUUUGUACUCUAUGACUGGAAUUAUGAAGAUUGCGGAUUUGAUUGCUGAGAAGACACAUUAAGGUAACUUUGGAAUUCUCAAUAUUGCAUUUUGGUUUGCCAAGAAGACACAAUAAGAAUUACCAAAGCAGAUGGAUCUUUGCCUAUAAUUUUUUUCCUACUCAGAACUGACAAAAGGAAUCUCAUUCUUCUAGGAACGACGAAAUUGUACAUUGCUAUAUGCUUCCAAGAAGAUUUCCUCAGAUGGAUGCUAAUCCUAGGAAUGGGGGUGAAAGGGAUAAUGCUUCGCGAGGAAUUCUGCAUGACUUAUUGCCACUAAAUGAAAUUGAUCCAAGCACUCAAAAGUUCCCUUGUUGCCUUGUUUGGACUCCUCUCCCUGUGGUUUCUUGGCUUGCACCUUUUGUUGGACAUGUUGGCAUAUGCAGGGAGGAUGGUACCAUUGUGGAUUUUUCUGGAGAUAACAUGAUUCAUGUUGGUCAGCUCUUCUAUGGAACUGUAGCCAAAUACUAUCAGGUAGACAGACAGCAGUGCUGUUUUGCUCGCAACUUUGGUGGACACACAUGCCGUCAGGGUUACGUACAUGCUGUAUUUGGGACAGCAAUAAGUUGGGAUGAUGCUGUUCAGUUGUCUAGGCGCACCUUUGAGUACAGAAACUUCAGCGUUUUCAGUUGCAACGGCCACUCAUUUGCUGCUAAUUGCCUGAACCGGCUAUCAUUUAGAGGAUCAAUGCGCUGGAACAUGAUUAACGUUGGAGCUCUUAUAAUGUUUAGGGGAAAGUGGGUCAAUCGCUGGUCAAUCUUGAGAUCAUUUCUGCCUUUCAUUGGGAUGCUUUGCUUCGGCUAUUUAAUGAUUGGAUGGAUGUUUCCAAUUGGUCUGCUCUCCUUUGUUCUUGCGACUUUUGGAUGGUAUGUCAUGAUCUGUUACUGUUGCAAGAUUGAGGAUGAUGAUUAGAACCUUGUGCUGUGUUGGUUCAAGUCUUUUUAGGUGUUUGAGAAAGACACUCAAAAGUGUUCUUUCCUGAAUAAAGUCUCUUCUUGUGAGAGAACUCUACUUAUUUUCUGUUGUAAUGUCAUGUGAAAACAUAUUAUAUUAGUUAAAGUCCAGUGUUGUAAUGUAAUGUUAAAACAUAUUAUGUUAGUUAA
Messenger RNA from Solanum verrucosum, 1417 nucleotides. Its product is annotated as protein REVERSION-TO-ETHYLENE SENSITIVITY1-like. Gene Ontology annotation, cellular component: Golgi apparatus; endoplasmic reticulum. The record is from RefSeq and is a predicted model, not a curated record. Gene Ontology annotation, biological process: response to ethylene; regulation of ethylene-activated signaling pathway. The transcript has 6 exons. Lineage: Eukaryota; Viridiplantae; Streptophyta; Magnoliopsida; Solanales; Solanaceae. Bases 495 to 1226 code for a protein of 243 amino acids.